Messenger RNA from Scatophagus argus, 1422 nucleotides. RefSeq names its product chromosome 23 C11orf68 homolog (gene c23h11orf68). The coding region runs from base 195 to 938 and encodes 247 amino acids. The record is from RefSeq and is a predicted model, not a curated record. The transcript is spliced from 3 exons. NCBI's taxonomy places the organism in Eukaryota, Metazoa, Chordata, Actinopteri, Scatophagidae.
AAAUAAAAACUAAAAAAUGAACCCCCGCUUGCUUAUAUCCCGAGGGACGCGUGUUAUUAUUGUCAUGUAAGAAGCGUCGGGAGCGUAGUACCUACGAGGACGCGCUUGGGCGGAAGAACAACACUGGACAACUAACUUCAACAUCUGCAGGGCAAGCUCCAGGACUUGUUUAAUAGCCUUAUAUCGACGGCAUUAUGGACGAGGAAGAGGCCCCUGUUGAUGGCGAGUUGGAGACCCACUUCACUGCAGAGACCUAUGCUGCUGAGGCCAUGGCUGCAGACAUGGACCCCUGGAUUGUGUUUGACUCGAGGAGAACUCCUCGAUCCGAAUUUGAUGGCUGGCUGGAGAGCAACAGGCCCUCACAAGUGUACAGAUUUGGUGACGAAGAAGGCAGCGGUAGCCCCGUGGGGUGGAUCGCUGUGUUGGGCAUGAACCACUGCCCCAGCAAUGGGGAUGUCGUCGGUCUCCAGGAGAGCUGGGAGAAACUUUUAGCCAGUGGUCGGCCUGUCAGCUUUCAGACAGUGAAGGAGCUGGCCCUGAACCACGGGGUGCUCACAGGCAAGUGGCUCAUGCACUUGGACUGUGGUUUCAAGUUGGACCAUGCCUGGGAGUGUGUGGCCAGAGCAGCAGUUGAUGGCAAGAUCUCCCUAGUUAAGGUCAGUCCCCAUAAUCCCAAGACAGAGCGCAAGCAGGUCAUUUGUGCCUAUAACCAGAACUUCACUGACGAGAGCGAGGUUAUUAGACUGGACUCCGUCAUCCGUGCCACAGGGGUCAAAUGUCCUCUGUCCUACAAGCCGGAUGUGUACACAUACCUAGGAAUCUACCGAAACAACCGCUGGAAGCUUUGCCCGACUAUAUAUGAGAGCAAAUUUGACCUGGAGUGUGUGCCCAGGCGUUCCCACAUUAUCAACAAAAUCACCAAUCUUGAAGUAACAUAAGCCCAUCGAAACAAGAACAUCAUUUUGCAGGAUGGGGAAAAGAAGAGGCACUUUGUGAUCCCACAAAUUCUGUUGUGCAGCACAACUCAUCAACUGAUACCGUUUUUAAAUUUAGCAGUUGAAUUUUUGAUCUCAAGUUCUUCCUUUUGGCAGAAAGCACUAAGUCUUGUUUGUCUUGUCUUCUCAUGCUGAAACAUUUUCUAAGUGACUUGAAUUGUUGUCACUUCUUGUAUACUGAAUAUACUGAUUCAUAAGUAUUAAGUAUUUUUAUUUUUGAGGUUCUGUUUAUUACACUUAACGCUUGACUGUCAGGGUGGCUGAAGAAAUCCUUGAUUUGUAUGCACAUGCUCAGAAGAAAAAAUGCAUCCAGUGAAGAAUUUCUGUUUUACAAUAUACAUUUGUCUUAUUUGUUUGGCUUUACUUUUUUGGUUUGUACUGAACCAUGAUAACAGAGUUGCCAAAUAAAGUUUACUUUUGAAGACCA